Messenger RNA from Stegastes partitus (bicolor damselfish), 4830 nucleotides. RefSeq names its product nuclear receptor subfamily 1, group H, member 3 (gene nr1h3). Gene Ontology annotation, biological process: negative regulation of transcription by RNA polymerase II; lipid metabolic process; positive regulation of transcription by RNA polymerase II. The coding region runs from base 386 to 1780 and encodes 464 amino acids. The transcript has 11 exons. Gene Ontology annotation, cellular component: RNA polymerase II transcription regulator complex. NCBI's taxonomy places the organism in Eukaryota, Metazoa, Chordata, Actinopteri, Pomacentridae. Gene Ontology annotation, molecular function: nuclear receptor activity; RNA polymerase II cis-regulatory region sequence-specific DNA binding; zinc ion binding. The record is from RefSeq and is a predicted model, not a curated record.
ACAUGAUGUAACGUCGCUAGCUAGCGAGCUAACGCGUUAGCUUCGGUUGUCACAGCCGCUGUCAGGGAGCCACGCUCGGACGGAGCCGCCUGCUCUGACUAACAAGUAGCCGCAGAGUCGCCAAGUCUCCGGGCAUUGGAGGAAGGGACUUGUCUUCUUUCCUACUCACCCUCUUCAAGAUAUCGAGUCAUUCAACUUCUGCCCAAUAAGUCACAGGGGUUCUGGCAUCCCUCGAGGCUCGCCGGGCCAACCAGUCCUCCGUCGGCGCAGAGAUAUCGACAGGCUGACGUUGUGGACUCACAUGGGCAAGAUGGAUAGGCGAUAAAUAAGACAUCGGCUUCAGAGGUACACGUUGAUUUCGUAAUGACAAGCUGCUGUGCAGAAGAUGUCCACGCUGUCUGUGACUGAUAUCCCAGAUGUUGGUCAUGAUGAGAGUAAGGUGUUUGGAGGGGCCUCUGAGCUGCAGCUGGACUGCAUGGUUGAGGAGAGUCGUGGCGGCGCCGCAAUGAAGCACGAAGGCCUGCUGUCCCUGACUGACCUCUCCCAGCCGGAUGACUUCCCCGUCCCCCCCCACAACGGACCUCCGCUGCCCGAGAUGAGCAGCCCUCUGCCGGUGGAGCCCGGCGACAUCAAGCUGGAUCCAGCUGCAGGAGACACAUCUGCCAGCACAGACGGUCAGCCGGUGAAGAGAAAGAAGGGCCCCGCUCCCAAGAUGCUGGGCAACGAGGUGUGCAGCGUUUGCGGCGACAAGGCCUCCGGUUUCCACUACAACGUGCUGAGCUGCGAAGGCUGCAAGGGCUUCUUCCGGCGCAGCGUCAUCAAGAGCGCCCAGUACUCCUGCAAGAACAACGGCCGCUGCGAAAUGGACAUGUACAUGCGCCGCAAGUGCCAGCAGUGCCGCCUGCGCAAGUGUCGGGAGGCCGGCAUGCUGGAGCAGUGUGUCCUCUCUGAGGAGCAAAUCCGGCUGAAAAAGCUGAAGAAGCAGCAGGAGGAGGAAACGGCUCGUACGUCCGCCGUGGUCACGCCCACGCCUCCGCCGGAAACCGCCACGCUGGACCCGCAGCAGCAGGAGAUGAUCGAGAAGCUGGUGGCCAUGCAGAAGCAAUGCAACAAGAGGUCCUUCCUGGACCGACCCAAAGUGACGCCGUGGCCGCAGAGUCAGGACUUGCAGAACCGAGAAGUGCGUCAGCAGCGGUUCGCCCACUUCACUGAGCUGGCAAUCAUGUCAGUCCAAGAGAUUGUGGAUUUUGCUAAGCAGCUUCCAGGUUUCCUCGAACUCACAAGAGAAGAUCAGAUUGCUCUGCUGAAGACGUCCACCAUCGAGAUCAUGCUGCUGGAGACGUCCCGGCGGUACAACCCCGCCAUCGACAGCAUCACAUUUCUGAAGGACUUCAGCUACAACAAGGAGGACUUCGCCAAAGCAGGGCUCCAGUUUGAGUUCAUUAACCCCAUCUUCGAGUUUUCAAAAGGAAUGAACGACCUGCACCUGGAUGAGGCCGAAUACGCUCUGCUCAUCGCCAUCAACAUCUUCUCUGCAGAUCGGCCCAAUGUGCAGGACCACGACCUGGUGGAGCGGCUGCAGCAGCCCUACGUGGACGCCCUGCGCUCCUACAUCAUGAUAAAGAGACCAAAUGAUCACUUAAUGUUCCCUCGUAUGCUGAUGAAGCUGGUGAGCCUCCGUACACUAAGUAGCGUCCACUCGGAGCAGGUUUUCGCCCUUCGCCUCCAGGACAAGAAGCUUCCCCCGCUGCUGUCCGAAAUCUGGGACGUCAACGAGUGACGUCACACUCCGAGAGACGGACUCGCAUCCGGUGGCGGCGCCGAAUCCUCUGGCCAGGGAUCGGCUGCAGCGUAGAGAUUCCCCUCCUCCUCCUUCAGCUUCUUCCCGUCGGAGGAACAGACUGCUUUACCGGCUUCACGUUCACGCGGAGAGACGCUUCUUUGAAUCUUUUUCCCUUCAGUGUAGAUGCUGACAUGAUUGUGGCAAGUACCAGCAUCCGGCUCUCCGGCCCGUUUCUCUCUGAUUCUGUCGAAAGUUCUGUCAAUCUCUAGUGCGGUUUGUGCUCUUUAACACUUAUAAUCAGGAAGCACUCGGUCGCACGUUGGGCGACCAGACGGGAGCGGAAUCCGCCGUCGGCUUCCCUGACGUUAGCUUAAAACUGUAGAUCAUCUGGUCGUGAUGUGGCAACAAAAUAGUUCCAGAAACGGUCGGCGUAGUCGCUCAGGUAACGUAAUGUGAAGUCAGAGCUCUGGGGCACCGGAUGCUUCUGUCGUUUCUCUUAGAUCGCUUCAGUUCGCUUCCAGACCGUCGUUUUUUUGGUCAUUUCUAGACGCCCAUUAGCUUUGGUUGUAAAUUGUGUAUUUAUUUUCACGCGGGAAAAUGUAUAGAGCGCACACACACACACACACACACGAGACUGUACAAUCACACACUAACGCACAAGCGGCCCAAACUCACAGGAUCACAUCCGGUCUCACGCAGGUACCGUAAAGCAGGAGGCGCCACCGGAAAACCAAACCACAAUCUGUUCACAUGAGUGAAGCCUCAUUCUGACGAAUCGGAAACAGAACUAUUCACGCCGCAGUCGUACUUUUACUCAUUUGUUUGCGAAGCAGUAAAACUUUCUUUGUUUUUUUUUUUGUUGUUUUUUUUUAAAUCUGUGAUCCGUCACUAGCGUUUAAAUGUGUGAGAAAAAUGCAAAUGCAGAAUAGUUUGAAGCAGGUUAUAGAGAAUUUCGCAACGUUUUAUUUUUGAUAACACGCCGUACGAACGAUACGGAGGAUUAAAAAAAAAAAGAAAAUCUAGUUAGAAAACUAACUAAAGGUCUAUUCUAGUCCCGAGUAUCUUCCUUUAACAGGUGCUCGACAUCAACAGCUUUAACUGGUCGGAUUUUGGGGGAAUAAGAACCAAAAUCGCCGCUAACGGGGAGCAGAGAACAACGGUAGAUGACUGAAGACUGUCCACUCACGGUCGUUCAUUCUCUGCUCCUGUCGGGCUGAAAACUGGACGUUCACCUCAUUCCACAACCCGACACGGUUUCAUCCAUUUCAGCUUCGGACUGCUGCUUUAUUGUUCAAGCUUCUUCUGUUGUUCAGCGUCUCUCGUGUACGUUUCUGUGGGUUUUGAUUAAUAAAACUGCAUUCAAGAGUUCAACAUGUUACAGCUAAAAUGGGACGUCGGUUCUGGUGGAGCGCAUUUCAGACUGAGUUUAAAUUUGAGUUUUUUGGGGGGUUUUUUUGUAAUUUUUGGAAAGUUUUAAGUAAACUGGACCUUGUCUUUUUUUUUUUUAAACCCAACUGUCUAAACCAACAUUUCUGUUUCAUAAGGUUUCUGUUGAAUCGCCUGUUUUGGUUUUCCCACAAUGUUGAAUAAAUCCAAGUUUGCAACAUAAAAGAAAACUAAUUUACUGUUUUAGAUCAACUAUUUCAGGUGUAAACAUUAAUUUAAAGGGUAAUAAUAUUGCAUCAACUUAAUGUUUUGCACAAUUUAAACUAACUUACUUGAUUUAAAACUAAAUUGAAGUUGCAGUAACUUCAUGAAAUUGACUUUUUCUCCACCUUGACUUUGUUCAUCUUUACAUGCCAGGAAAGAAAACAGCCUUUAAUUAAAGAGGAAAAGCUGAUUUUUCCUCAAUGUAAUGUAGUUUGUUGGUUGAACUUAAUUUAAAGUUGUCUUAACUCGAUACGAUCGACGCCCACACUUUAUUUUUUAAAGCACAGAUGGUCAGAUUUUGUUUUUUCACUGAAGAAAAGGCACAAAAAACAACUGGUGAUGUCGUUAUGUCCAUUUUGUGCUUUUCUGACUGUGUUAAAAUGUCAGAAAAUUCCAGUUCUCACUCAUAAAACUCCAAAAAGGGGAAAAAAUCACAACUUGGUGGAUGAACCGCCUACUUUUUAUUUGACAUUCAGUUAUUUUAUGAUAAAUAAAAUAGAUUUUUGUGUGUUGUUAGGCUGAUUAAAUGAUCUAAGGAUGCAUCUAAAGAGUUCAAAACACACUGAGAUUAAAAACUGGAUGUUUUUCUUGCACAGAAACCGUUUUCCUUCCUUUUUUUAUGUCCUUCCACUCAAAGCAAAGUGCGGUUACACGAGACAACACAAGCCCAUUUUAUAGCUGCGUUAUGUUGAUACUUGAAACUGAAUAAACUGAUUUCUUUUCUUUUUUUAAAUCCAGCACAUAAAGACGCUGCUUCUUCUGACCACGUAUUGUAUCGAACCUUUUGCCUUCCUGCUUAAAAACAAAUCUGAUUUAUUACCGCUUGUAGCACAUUGUUCUUCUGAUUUUCUGACAUGCUCAUCACCCUUCAGCGACGUAUUUAACGGUUCUAUUUGAGUGUGAAACUAUACCACUGAGUUGUUGUUUUUUUAAAUCAGUUUUCUCUGCAGAAACUUUCUUUCGGGUCCCGUUGCAAUGAAACGAGAUGUGAGGUUUUAAGUUGUUUUUUUCUUUUGGUUUGAUGCUUGUUGGGAAUCUGUUCAUAAAAAUAAACUUCCGUAACACUGCAGUGAGUUUUGCAGCCGGUCGAAUCAGCUGACGGAGGAAGUUUUUAAUGAAAUCACGGCGCCGCUCUCUAAUCGAAUCGAAAGACGACAUCCGCUGUCGGCUCUGAAAGUUUUCUUCUGUGUACAUGUUCUGUUAACGCUGUAGGUAUUAACUGUACUGUAUAUACUGUUAAUUGUCAUCUCUGAUCUCGUUUAAUUCCCGUCUUCAAGCGGUGACACUGUAAACAUUAUUGAUAUAUAGAAAUGCAAACCUAUUUUAAUACUUGUAACUCCUGGAGAACCUUCUGUUUUGUAUGUACAGUAUGAAUUAAAGCUCUGCUGUAGUGCUGA